CUGAUCUUGGAAAGUAAGGAUCUAGCAAAAUGUUGCUAUUACGGCUGAUGUUAAUCGUGCCUCUAGUGCAUGUGGAGCCAUUCAUGAUGCCAAGUCUUACUGACUUAUGGAAACUCGCAAAAUUUGGUUUCAAUGUUGGAAGUAAAAUAAAGGACGGAUACAGCGCUUACAAAAGCUUAACGGACGAUACCAGCGAGAGAAUAGACAAAAUAUUGAGUCACGUAGUUGAACUAUCCGAUCAAAUUGAAGGAUUUGAAUCACGAUUGGAUCAGAGAUUGGACAGCAUAGUGGAGUCCUUGGUUGCCCGAAUUACACUUGUUCAGAAACUUGACUCCUCGUUCCUCGAAUUGCACAAAACUGUUGUAGCAAUCGACACUAUGUGGGACAACUAUCUUAAGUAUUCGCAGAAACGUAGGAGUUUCAACACUAAUACGAUAAAAGCUUUCAUCACUGCGGCGACUGGACCACAGCAAGGUGGCUUGCAAGAUUUGCUCAGUCAAAUGCAUCGAUUGCUUGUCCCGCUCAGGACAGCACAUAUUAGGGAAAGUCUGUUGAUGACGAUGCUGAAGCAUGAGCGCGAAACUCAAUUGAUAAGCUGCGAUGAAGGCCUCUCAAAUCAAGAGGCAGUUUACCAAAUCUAUUACAGCGUUGCUCUUACCGAAUUACGAGGAUUUGUCAUAACUGCCUAUGCUUAUGGAUUGCGGCCAAUAUAUGAAAAAGGAGCGUAUAAUGCCGAAGUGGAUGCGAUGCAGGCGCGAUUCACAAUGAGGACACGAGAUUAUUUAUUGGCUACGAAAGAAGCGAUGAAAAUAGCUUCAAACAAGAUUCGCCGCUGUGAUCCCAAGAGCGGAUUUAAGAGAGGAGAAAGUUUUGUGGAGUUCGAGGAACUCUUCCAAACGUAUGUCGUCGCCGAAGCAGAUAUACAUCCUGAUGAUUCGUGUAGAGACAAGUGUGGAACUAUAGGGAGGACUACGUUCCUAAGGUCUGUCGGCGACUAUCUUGACUACGAUUAUACAAGAAACUGCAUGGGUGAUGUCGUGGAUUGCAGAUAUGGAGGCGGAAAAAUGAAAAUUUGUACAGCGGAAUACCCAAGACGAUAUAAUUGGUUCAAAGAAUCUGAUGGAUCACUCAAAGGAGAUGACAGUGGUGGUUGCCGUAGUCGAGUGUUAGCGCCAAGUGGAUGGAUUCGCGGAUUUUACAGAUGUGAUUAUUGUGUUUGCACCUGCGAGGCUAACAGAGCAAAGAGUAAAGCAAAAAGAGCCAUUAGUUUCCGUACAGCUCAAGUCAAUCUCAACGACAACAUGGUGGUUACAGGUGUCCGACUAGUUCAACAAUUUGGAAUGAUUCAUCUGCAAAUUCAGCAAGGACGACUUCAACCUCAAGGUAUGAUUGAAAAGGGCAGUCAAUCAUGGCAGCCUAUCGAAAAGAUGCGAUAUGAGGAAGCCGGUUACUUUGGAAGAUAUUGGAUAGAUGAUCCACCGAAAAACAUGCGGAUGAGAAGAAGGGUAGAUUUUGAUUUCAUCAGAGGUGCUGAGAGAGCAAUAAAUUUGGAUGAUGUUAUGGCUCCAGAAGGCCACGUCGUUGUAGGGGUUCGAUUUAACCACUUAAGAGACUCGAAGAUAGAAUCGGAUAAUCCGAUUCGUCUCGAAAUUAUGUACAAGCGGUUUGACUAUGAGAGAGGGAAAUUGUCAAAUUUAAUGGGUGAUGAGCCCAAAUGGAUGGGUGUAGAUGGCAAUCAAAAGAGGAUGAAAGUUAAGUUCGAAAAGCCUGAUAUUCCUGUCAAGCAUAAUCAAAAUCUGCCGACGUUGCAGCCCAAUCUUUUCGUUGAGUUCCGAGAAUCAGACCCGAAGAAGGACGCUGGACAAAGCACGAUUCCAUUUUGGGAUAUUCAAGAAGUGGUCACAUCCCCUGCUUUUCCACUUUCAGGUGUUGGUCUAUUCCACAAAGGCCACAGAGAUGGAUUCUACGGAGGAUACCUCGCAUUGCGGCUCCUCUCCUUUGAUUUCACUUAUAACCUCAAUGCCACGUUGCCAGAUAAUGUAGAAAAAUCGUAUGAGCAGAUUUAUCGUGAACCUUUGUACUCACCAACGGGUUCUGUGUGAGGCCUAUACAAACGAUUUUUCAAGAUGAAAAAUUAUUAUUUUGCUCAUACGGCUGAAAAAAGUCUUCCGGCGAGAUAAAUUUUCAUUUGUCUGGAAAGUUGGGUUCAACCGAGUGACGAACCUAAUUGUUUAUCAUACUAUGAGUUUCUGUAUUAUUAUCCUAUCCGAAUUUGGAGCAAUAUUGUCUUCUAAAUUAAAUAUUAAAUAUUAAAAUCGUAAUGAAUACUGUAAUGAAAAUCUUCCAAAAUAAAAAUAUUCAGCUUGAAAACAAUCAAGAACUGGUGGAGCCGGUUGUAGGUACCUCGCUGCAAUUAUAACGUUCACUUACAAAAAAUCAA
This is a messenger RNA of Diachasma alloeum, 2440 nucleotides long. RefSeq lists its product as uncharacterized. The coding region runs from base 30 to 2102 and encodes 690 amino acids. The record is from RefSeq and is a predicted model, not a curated record. The transcript is spliced from 8 exons. Lineage: Eukaryota; Metazoa; Arthropoda; Insecta; Hymenoptera; Braconidae.